GGGGGGAGCGGAGGGAGGAAGCCGGAAGUGGACCGGGCUCUGGCCGAGUCCGAGCGUUGUGGGUUCGGGCUCCGGGAUCGCUCGGCCGGGGAACCUGGCGAGCGGACCCGGGGCGAGGAGCGGAGGGGACGGGCCCGGAGCUGCUUGGCGCCACCCCCAAGCGGAGGCUUUCGGUCACCCGAAGGUGGGCAGCGGGCGAGCAGCGAGCAAGCAGUCCCAGAGGAUCGGGCCCAGCCCGGCGGGCUCCCCGGCAUGUACGCCCCGGGAGGCGCAGGGCUGCCUGGUGGGCGCCGGCGGAGAGGCCCAGGGGGCAGCGCCCUGCCCAAGCAGCCGGAGCGUAGCCUGGCCUCGGCGCUGCCGGGGGCCCUCUCCAUCACUGCCCUGUGCACCGCGCUGGCCGAGCCGGCCUGGCUGCACAUCCAUGGGGGCACCUGCUCUCGCCAGGAGCUGGGAGUGGCCGACGUGUUGGGCUAUGUGGACCCAGACCUGCUCAAAGAUUUCUGCAUGAAUCCCCAAACGGUGCUACUACUGCGUGUCAUUGCUGCCUUUUGCUUCUUGGGGAUCCUGUGCAGCCUCUCUGCCUUUCUUCUUGAUGUAUUUGGGCCCAAGCACCCCGCUCUGAAGAUCACCCGCCGCUAUGCCUUUGCCCACAUCCUUACAGUCCUUCAGUGUGCCACAGUGAUUGGCUUUUGCUAUUGGGCUUCAGAGCUCAUCCUGGCUCAGCAGCAGCAGCACAAGAAGUACCAUGGUUCCCAGGUCUAUGUCACCUUUGCUGUCAGCUUCUACUUGGUGGCAGGAGCAGGAGGGGCCUCCAUCCUGGCCACCGCUGCCAACCUUCUACGCCAUUAUCCCACUGAAGAAGAGGAGCAGGCACUGGAGCUGCUAUCAGAGAUGGAAGAGAAUGAGCCAUAUCCAGCCGAGUAUGAGGUCAUCAAUCAGUUCCAACCACCCCCUGCCUACACGCCAUAAUGCGGUUGGCUGGGCUUCUCUCUCCGGUGCCCUAUUCCCCUGACCCCAUUAUCUUUACUCCCCCUAUAAGCAGAGGAGCUCCCUUCUUAUAGCACUUAGUUCUGAUGUCUGAGAGUCUCCACCAACUCCUCUAAAUGAGAGAUACUACAUCGAAGACUUUUCAUCAGUCUCUUCUAUUGAAAAAAGAAAUGCAUUCAUUUAAAAUCUUGUCCUCUUUCUCUCCCCUCCCCCUCCAACUCCAGGUCUUCUCUACUCACCAUAGCCACUACCACUGGGGUGAUCGUGCCAGUUUUCUCUCUUUUUGGGUCAUGUUUUUAGGACUCAGAUAUUCCUCAUGUGGCUCAGAGCAUUUGCCCCUCCUAGGUAGAUUUGGCCAUGUCUGUGAAAAGAGAUAUGUGUUCAAUGGCCCCUGGGCAAAGGUGAAUGCAUUCUGCCGACUUGCUUGGUACAGAUACUUUUUUCCCACCCCACGGCUAUAGCUUUGGGAACAACUGUAUCUGUCAAUCCACCCAAACCUGUUCCUUCUUUUGAUCCCCCCCAAUCCGUGAUGCACACUAUGAUGGAAAUCUUUGCACUUUAGUCUUUGGGUUUCCUCCUCCUUCUUGGCUGCAUUUGGUGGGGAAGGUGAGACACUGGUAGAAAUCACAGGAGUCUCUCUCUCUCUCUCUGUGUACCCCUUGGUGCAGAGGUGGCAGGAGCUGAGCAGAUAAGAACAGAAUCAGUGAAGGGCCUGAUGGGAGCCUGCCUCUUAGGAGAAUGAGAGCCUGCUGGACCAAGUCUCUCUACCUUUCACCUUUGAAAAUGUGGUGAUUUUUAAGGGGGGAGUGGGAAACUAUCUUUUUAAGGAGGGACAAGAAAGUUGUAAUUUUUCAGAUUUUUAUUCUGGUCCCUUUGGCCUCAACAGUAUUUCAGGCCUGAUCCCCUUGUAAGCCCACCUUCCUUCCUCCUAGAAUCUUUCACAUCCAAACCCACCCUUCCACCCUCUCUGUCAUUGUUUCACCUAUUUUGAGGAGGUGGAGUUAUUAUUAGGUGAGACAAGAUAUUCUGCCUUCCUCGUGGGGUGCCAAGGACUAAGCAGCUGCAGGGACCUGGUCAUCAUGGUGCUCCUCAUGACUCAGUGAUGUUGAGCCCUGCCUCACAUCAGGAACAAUGACAUCAGAAGGCCACAAGACCCCACCACCACCACUUUACACGUAGGAACUGAAACCAAUGGGGGGCCGUAAAGUGAGGCUUCAGAACUACCUUGGAGGCCAGGUCAAUGAAGGAGCUGACAUGGUUACUGGAACUACAGCUUGGGGUGGAGGCACUACAGCUUGCCGCAUGCCCACUCUUCACCCCUUCUUGAAUGUACCACUAGUUUUGCAUUGUACAACUGGUUCUUUCUUGCCCUGCCCCUUACUUUUGGCCACUGCUGGCCACACACACACAUCUUUGGCUCUGGCUGAAUUUAGUAUCCAGAAAUCCAAAGUAUGGAGUGGGGAAAACUCAAGAGUUUCUUCCUUACAGCCCAACUUGUCAGGAAGAUAAUAAAGGCAGCUUUCAGAGUGGAUUA
Messenger RNA from Phascolarctos cinereus (koala), 2521 nucleotides. RefSeq names its product transmembrane protein 127 (gene TMEM127). NCBI's taxonomy places the organism in Eukaryota, Metazoa, Chordata, Mammalia, Diprotodontia, Phascolarctidae. The record is from RefSeq and is a predicted model, not a curated record. Gene Ontology annotation, biological process: negative regulation of TOR signaling; negative regulation of cell population proliferation. Gene Ontology annotation, cellular component: membrane.